AUGGCUCCUCCAGCCAAACGCCGCAAGCGCAAUGUUGUGCAAUCAGACGACGAAGGAGAACACAAGCCAAAGCAAAACACAUUGGCUAAUUACCUGUUCUCUUCACCCGAUCGCCCAAGCAAUUCUGCACCUGAUGCUGCACGACCUCUGACGGAAUCUCCGAGCCCAGUUGCCCGCAAGGCCCCGAGACCAGCCGCAACCGAUGGACAGGCACCGAAGCCUGCCGUCAAGAAUCUACAACUGAGAAGCAAUGCGCAGAACAGGGCACCAAGAAAGAGUACGAGUGUAAGCCCCGAAAAGACAAAAGCACGGUCCAUACGAGCAAAGCUCGAAGAGAAGGGCAAGACGGCAGACCUCAAGACGCUGUUCUCGAGGCAGGCCGAACGGGCCCCCGUUGCUUCCCCUACCAAGAUUGACGACAUAUUGAGCGAUCCAAUCUCCGACGACGAUGGGGUACAAGAUCACAAGGCAUCCAUGGCCAGCCACGUUGCAAAGAAUGCCCAGAAGCGCUUCAAGGAGUCGGCGGCGCCCGUGGGCGGCGGACCACUAGCGACAAGUCAGAAGUUCUUGAGACCACCCAAACCAACACGUACCGUAGUGCAUGAUAACGACCAAAGGCCAUGGUCUGAACGUUUUGGGCCCGUCAGCCUCGAAGAGCUUGCGGUGCAUAAGCGAAAAGUGACUGAUGUGCGGAAAUGGCUAGAGGAUGUGAUCGCCGGAAGACUACGCCAACGACUUUUGAUAUUGAAAGGAGCUGCGGGGACUGGAAAAACUACGACGGUGAAACUUCUUGCCAAGGACAUGCGUUGUGAGCUGCUGGAGUGGAGGAAUCCAACAUCAGUAGGCGGUCUCGGUUUUCAAUCAGCCUCUGCCCAGUUCGAGGAGUUCUUGGGUAGGAGCGGAAAGUUUAGUCAGUUGGAUCUCGAUACGGAAUCGCCAAAUUUAACGACGGCAGUCAACAAGACCCCGGGUUUUGAGGAAAACGACCGCAAGAUCAUCUUGAUUGAAGAAUUUCCCAAUACGUUCACCCAGUCCUCGACAGCUCUGCAGUCUUUCCGAAAUACCGUCUUGUCAUAUCUAGCCUCGAACACGCCAUCCCUUGCAAGCUUCACACAACCUUCCUCGAGAGAACCAGUGACUCCCGUCGUAAUGGUCAUCUCAGAAACUCUUUUGACUACUACAUCAGCCUUGGCAGACAGCUUUACUGUGCAUCGCUUACUCGGCCCGGAAAUCACCAGACACCCUGGGACGGCUGUAAUUGAAUUCAACUCGAUAGCGCCCACACUCCUCGCUGCAGCGCUUGAAGUCAUUAUCCAAAAAGAGGCUCGAAAAUCUGGACGGAAGCGAACGCCUGGUCCUACUGUGCUGAAACGACUGGGCGAGAUAGGCGACAUCCGAAGUGCAGUAUCAUCACUCGAGUUCUUGUGUUUGAAAGGAGACAGUGAUACAGAUUGGGGCUCCAAAAUCACAUUUACCAAGCCCAAAAGGAGUAUCAAGAGCAAUGUUGCCCUCACAAAAGGCGAGGAAGAGAGUCUCGAGCUAAUCUCGCAAAGAGAAGCCAGCUUGGGCAUUUUUCAUGCAGUGGGAAAAGUCAUGUACAACAAGAGAGAGGAAACUCCCCUUGUAGGUAACACCGAUGAAGGCAGAGCGGAAAGGCUUCCGGCGUUCAUGGCUCAUUACUCUCGCCCGAAGCGCUCAGAAGUCUCGGUCGAUAAUUUGAUAGACGAAACUGGAACUGAUACUCACACAUUCAUAUCGGCACUUCAUGAGAACUACCCACUCUCUUGUGCACCUACCGGGCCAGAUGACCUAUCGUCAUCAGUGGAUUAUAUGAAUGAUUGCCUCGACUAUCUUUCAGAUAGUGACUUGUUAUGUCCGUCAUCGGACAUUUUCUUUGGUGGCAGAGGGUUUGGUUCUGGUGGUUUUGGAGGCAGAGAUUCUGCUAGUCAUGUUCUCAGGCAAGACGAGAUCACCUUUCAGGUUGCUACUCGAGGCUUGCUCCUCUCCCUUCCCCAUCCCGUGAAAAGGAUAGGAACGUCUACACACAGAGGCGGCGGGGAUGCGCACAAGAUGUUCUACCCCACGAGUUUAAAGCUCUGGCGAGAGAAGGAAGAGCUCGGAAGCGUCGUCGAUCUGUGGGCCACCAAACUCAUGCGUGGCGAAGAGGAGGCCGGCAUGCAUGAUGUCAUGAAUGGUGCUUCAGCUUUUAGAAAGCCGAAAUCGGAUGAUUCGGGCAGUUGGCUUGACAAGCAGAGGCCACAGCGGCCAAACGCCUUGCGCAAGGACACCGCCAGAGCACAGGAGCCUGCAGCACCACCACUACUCUCUCUUGGAAGCUCCGCACGCAAUGAACUCUUGCUGGAGCGUCUCCCAUACAUGGCGCAUAUCGUACGUCGGAAGCGAAGCGCUGCCAACAACUACCGGCUGAAAGAACUAGAAAAGGUGGUCUCCUUUUCUGGAAUUGGAGGAGGUGGAGAUGACGAGGCCAUCGCAGAAGGCGGUGACGGCGAUGAGGUCAACGGAGCAGCCAGCGGCGAGGCAUGGGCCACGGAUAAACCUGCCGAGGACGGAUCACCACGCAAGAAGACUCUGGGGAUUCGCCAAAAGACCAAGGAAAGCGUCGUGGCGGAACUGCCGGUCCAGUCACUCGUGAUUAGCGAUGAUGAUAUAGAAGAUGACUGA
Molecule: messenger RNA, 2682 nt
Organism: Pestalotiopsis fici W106-1
Lineage: Eukaryota; Fungi; Ascomycota; Sordariomycetes; Amphisphaeriales; Sporocadaceae
Exons: 1
Coding region: 1-2682 (893 amino acids)
Biological process (GO): mitotic DNA replication checkpoint signaling; DNA repair; DNA damage checkpoint signaling
Molecular function (GO): chromatin binding
Source: RefSeq, a predicted model, not a curated record